Neomonachus schauinslandi (Hawaiian monk seal) is the source of this 2225-nucleotide messenger RNA. RefSeq names its product cysteine rich hydrophobic domain 2 (gene CHIC2). NCBI's taxonomy places the organism in Eukaryota, Metazoa, Chordata, Mammalia, Carnivora, Phocidae. The transcript is spliced from 6 exons. The coding region runs from base 345 to 842 and encodes 165 amino acids. The record is from RefSeq and is a predicted model, not a curated record.
CGAUGCCGUAGCCGGCUGCUCCCGCUGCGGGUGGCUCUGGCUGUUGCUGUGGUUGCCUGAGUUGCUGCUGCGGCGGCGGCGGCGGUGCUGGUGGAGGUGUCGGCCCUUGGGCGGAUGUUGACAUUGUGUUGUUGUUAUUGCUGAUGAUAAUGGCGGCGACGGCGACGGCGACGGCCGGGACCCCAUCUCCUCUGUAGCCGGAGCCGAGGCAGCCAAGAUCGAUCUCCGCGGCCUCUGAGCCCGCGGCAGCGACUCCCCUCAGCCUCCGCCUCCUCGCCAGCCCUUAUCCCGGCCCCAGCCCCUGGAGUCAGGCCCCUUUGGGCAGGGGGCCUUGGAGGCUCAGGAUGGCGGAUUUCGACGAGAUCUAUGAGGAGGAGGAGGACGAAGAGCGGGCCCUGGAGGAGCAGCUGCUCAAGUACUCGCCGGACCCAGUGGUGGUCCGCGGCUCCGGUCACGUCACCGUAUUUGGACUGAGCAACAAAUUUGAAUCAGAAUUCCCUUCUUCAUUAACUGGAAAAGUAGCUCCUGAAGAAUUUAAAGCCAGCAUCAACAGAGUUAACAGUUGUCUUAAGAAGAACCUUCCUGUUAAUGUACGUUGGCUACUUUGUGGCUGCCUUUGUUGCUGCUGCACAUUAGGUUGCAGUAUGUGGCCAGUUAUUUGCCUCAGUAAAAGAACACGAAGAUCGAUUGAGAAGUUAUUAGAAUGGGAAAACAAUAGGUUAUACCACAAGCUGUGCUUGCACUGGAGACUGAGCAAAAGGAAAUGUGAAACGAAUAACAUGAUGGAAUAUGUCAUCCUCAUAGAAUUUUUACCAAAGACACCGAUUUUUCGACCAGAUUAGCAUUUACUUUAUUUAUAGAGACUUUCCAAGUAUGUUGUCUUUCCAAUGGUGCCUUGCUUGGUGCUCUCCUGGUGGUGACAUAACAUUGGUUCUACAGAAUCGUGUGGUGUUUUUUUCUGUUUUUGUUUUUUUUAAAUAACCGCAUGUUCUAAGUGUGCAUUUUUGUCAAACUUUGCAAAUUAUUUCAUACAGAUGUUUAAUACUUAAGUUAUUGUGCUCUUUUCUGUUAUGUAUUCUGAUUUUCAAGGAUUACUUUUUUGUAUUAUCGAAAAAAUACAUUUGAAAUUAGCAUAAAAAGUGGCCAGCCUUUUUUAUUUUAUCACCAAGGUACACACAGUCCUUUAUUUAUUAAUUCCAUAAUAUAGAAGAACACUUUUGUAAGGCUCUACUUACCUAUUCUAGCAAGCACACUCUUUGUAUUAUUUUUCUUCCUUUUAAAAUUUAAAACAGUUAUUAUUUUAAAAUAGUAAGUUUUCUUUAAUAGCUUUUUGGAACCUAACAUAUCCUUUCCCAUACAAUUCCUAAUGCUCUGUUUACAGCAGAAAUAUCUGUAACAUUAUGAAGACCUAUCAAAAAUUUUUGACAGUAUUUCUGUCUUCAGAGGUAGUAAGGCAGGAUUAAAUUAUUUUUAUUAGAAUAGACAAAUAAUGAAUGGUAUGCAUGCACCUAAUGGUUACUAGAGCUCAGGAUCACAAAAUAUAGUAGCAUUACAAUCUGUGUAUAUUUUUAAUCAAGAUGAUAAUAAUGGCCUUACUUGCAUUAUUUUUUAUUGUUUAUCAAAUCUUAUAUAGCAAAGUAUGGAAAUACUCCUUUUAAAAAUUUCUAAGGAAAAUAUUUCUCCCAGUCUAACAUAAUUGUAGAAUGGAUGUAUGUUUCUGAAAGGUUUUUGAAAGAAAGCAAAAGUUGUAGAAUUAAAAGUAAGCUGGUGUUUAAUACCCCAUUGAUAUUUAGAAGAGAUUAUUACUAAGAAAUGGAGGACGUAUUUAGUACUGUUUUUAUCCACUAGUUCGCUUUCAGUCCAGUUAUGUAUACUUUUUUGAUUGAAAAUGUGACAUAUAAGUUUAAUCAGAUUAGCUUGUUUCUUUUAAAUAUAUACAAACAUACAUAUUUUUUCCUUCCUUUUGUUGUACAUAUCUCCAUGCAUUUUAAAACUUUCUAAAUUUCUGAAUGGCCUGUGUGUAAAUUUUUGUUUUUAUAGACCUGAAAUUAUAAAGGUUUUAAUGUGUGUCAAGAACUUGUUCCAUACAACUGUGGUAUCUAGCAAUAAUGUGAAUAACUUUUGAAAUUAUAUAAACUAUGCUUACUAAUUUGUAUUAAGAAUUGGUACCACUAUACAGUAUCUUUUCUCCUUGUAUUAAAUCUUUUAAAUACCAGUUUCAUUAA